Aspergillus calidoustus is the source of this 597-nucleotide messenger RNA. Lineage: Eukaryota; Fungi; Ascomycota; Eurotiomycetes; Eurotiales; Aspergillaceae. The record is from the annotation of a GenBank genome assembly.
AUGAACACUGUACCAGCCGACUCCCCAGGCAACGCCUACUACCCAGAUAGCCCGCCCAUGCGCCGGCCGGCGAUGCGGUUUCUCUAUCGCCUUGAGUGCACCAUCGCACCCGAGGAAAUCAACAUCGGUGCCCCUCACGGCGCAGGAAUCAUCCGGAGUAUUGCGAAUAUCACCGGUGGCACAUUCAAGGGGCCUGGGCUCGAAGGCACUGUACUCGCACUUGGAGGAGCGGACUGGGCGACCGUGAUUGAGGGGACGCAUUCCAUGACCCUCGACGCGCGAUACACGAUCAAGACAACUGACGACCAUCACAUCCUUGUGCAGGCCCAUGGGCUCUACCGACCAGGCCCAGGGACAGCCUACGCGAAGGGUGUUGCAGCAGAUCCGACGAUGCGGCCACCGCCGACUGUAACGCAGGAUGAGGUCGAGUUCUUUUCCCACCUACGCGUUGAGGCGGCCGGGAAAUACAACUGGUUGAAUGGGUUGGUCUGUGUAGGGGUUAUGACGUGCCAGGAUGAUCGAAUCAUCAUUGAUGCUUAUUAUUUAACGAAUUUCGAGGGGGCGAUGCCAGAGGACGUUGUUGCGAGGCGCGGGUGA